ACUAUAUAGUUGUGUGUUUGUGAGGAGUACAAGUAAUUAACAAGUAGGUACUUCGAUUGAUCAAUCCAUUAAUGGGGGAGAAUAUGUUCAACUCCAGCCGCACAGGGAUGACAAGAAGCUCCUCCUUGUUGCAUGUGAAUAAGGAUAUUGGUGAGCUGGUAUGGGAAAAUGGUGAAGUUAAAGUGCAAGGAAGAGGAGCAGCAGUGGAAGAAAGAGCAGCAAAGUUAGACAGAUUUUACUGCUCCUCAAUUUUGGAUCAAAGCAAGAAGCAGAUCCAACAAGGAUUUUCAAACUUCAAACUUACCUCCUUAUCACAACAGUGCAAGAAACCAAGAAUAAUAGAUUUUUCAGGUUCAGCACAAGCAACAACAAAAUCACACACACUACACCACUUGGGUACUUGCAAUAGUAAUAAUAAUCAGAGAACAUCAUUAGGAGGAGGAAUGGUGAACUUCCCAAACUUCUUGGUUCCUUCACUCUUCCUCAACAAAUCUUCUUCAGCUGCUGCUGCUGCCACUAGUAGUAAAGGUCAUGAUCAUUCAUCUGUGGUGAUUGAUUCUUCUAAUAAUAACAAAGCAGCAACACAAGAACUCAAAGAAACACCUUUUCAUCAGGUACAACCACUUGAUCGACACUCUCAUGGUCAAAAACUAUAUCAUGGAGCCUCAUCAAGUUCAGCAGCACCACCACCACCUAAUAAUAAUAUUGAGCAACACUUGGUAGUAGCAUCUUCCCCUGUAAGCUCUAUUGGAGCCUCAAACGACCCUGACAUUGGUAUUAUGAGGAAGCAGCAUGAGGAAUACAGCAACAUCACUGAUCAUGAUCAUGAUCAUGAUGACACCACAACAUAUAUAAGUGAUGAUGAUGAUGAAGAAACAGAAGAUGUAAUAAUAGCAAAGGAAACACCAGCUGCAGGUACCAGAGCCAAGAGAAGCAGGGACCCAGAGGUUCAUAAUUUAUCUGACAGGGUCAACAAGAGGAUUCAUACAUUGAAAGAACUCAUACCCAAUUGCAAUAAGAUUGAUAAAGCUUCAACUCUAGAUGAUGCAAUUGACUAUCUUAAGACCCUGAAGCUUCAGUUGCAGAUAAUGUCAAUGGGGAGAGGACUUUGCAUGCCAUUAAUGAUGUUACAUAAUCAUCAUAAUCAGUUAAUGUGUUAUAGGCCAUCAUCAGGCACAGGCAUUCCCCAUCAAAACAUGUUUGAUGGUUUCUUCAACCAAAUGAGGCCUAUGAUUAUGCCACCAUCACCACCUUUCAUCAAUCCGACUCCACCACUUGCGCCAUUGUCAAUCGCCAAUUCUUCCAGUCUAGAUGUCUCACAUGUUCAAUCAAUCAAUAAUGGUGAUCAGGUUUCCCUUCACCAACACACAACUAGCAGCAGCUACCCCUUCUAUUUUCCCACAAUCAUCAAUCAGGAGGAAAAGAAUAAUUAUGGAAUGGAAUAGCAGAAUAAUGUAAAGUAGUUGAUAGCGUAAAGUUGGUUAACACUUUACACAAAUCAAGAUAGUGCUGCUUCAUUCCAUGCUUUACAGCUUUCACAUGUAUGUACCAUGUACCCAUCAAAAUGACCCACACAAACUUGAGUAACCUUCAUUAGUUGUCAUGUUCUAGCAUUUUAU
Messenger RNA from Arachis stenosperma, 1619 nucleotides. RefSeq names its product transcription factor APG-like. NCBI's taxonomy places the organism in Eukaryota, Viridiplantae, Streptophyta, Magnoliopsida, Fabales, Fabaceae. The record is from RefSeq and is a predicted model, not a curated record. Gene Ontology annotation, molecular function: protein dimerization activity; DNA-binding transcription factor activity. Gene Ontology annotation, biological process: regulation of DNA-templated transcription. Bases 72 to 1445 code for a protein of 457 amino acids. The transcript has 5 exons.